Molecule: messenger RNA, 3558 nt
Organism: Rana temporaria (common frog)
Lineage: Eukaryota; Metazoa; Chordata; Amphibia; Anura; Ranidae
Product: patatin-like phospholipase domain-containing protein 2
Exons: 9
Coding region: 96-1574 (492 amino acids)
Biological process (GO): positive regulation of triglyceride catabolic process; lipid homeostasis; triglyceride catabolic process
Cellular component (GO): lipid droplet; cytoplasm; membrane
Molecular function (GO): triacylglycerol lipase activity
Source: RefSeq, a predicted model, not a curated record
GUCCGGUCCUUUAAAUAUUGAACGAUCGGAGCGGACGGCUCUUCCUAGUAAUGUCAUCCCAUUGAUCGGAGCUGUGUGUGCCGUGUACAGACAUCAUGUUCGAUCGGGAGAGGGGAUGGAACCUGUCCUUCGCCGGCUGCGGCUUCCUCGGGGUCUACCAUGUCGGGGUGUCCAGCUGCCUGCAGGAGAGAGCGCCCUAUCUCAUCACCGAGGCCACCAAGAUCUAUGGGGCGUCCGCCGGGGCUCUCAAUGCUGCCGCCCUGGUGUGCCAGUGCUGCCUGGCUCAAUGUUGUUCAGAUGUAAUGGAGGUGGCCAAGGAAGCCAGAAAGAGAAACUUGGGCCCGCUGCACCCUUCCUUUAAUCUCGUCAAGAUCCUAAAGGACGGACUCUACAGAAACCUCCCUGAAAAUGCACAUGAGCUGGCAUCGGGGAAACUGUGUGUAUCCCUAACCCGGGUCUCAGAUGGAGAGAACGUUUUGGUGUCGGAGUUCAGCUCAAAGGAGGAACUUAUUCAGGCUUUAGUAUGCAGUGCCUUUGUCCCAAUUUACUGUGGGAUUAUUCCUCCUACAUUUAGAGGCGUGCGUUAUGUAGAUGGUGGCAUUAGCAACAACUUGCCUGAAUAUGAACUUAAGAACACCAUCACAAUCUCGCCUUUCUCAGGAGAGUCCGAUAUCUGCCCGAGAGAUAACUCCACCAACUUCCAUGAGCUCCGAGUCACCAACACCAGCAUCCAGUUCAGCCUGGGGAACCUCUACCGGCUAACACGAGCGCUCUUCCCCCCGGAGCCCAAAGUUUUGGGAGAGAUGUGUCAACAGGGAUACAAUGAUGCACUUCGAUUCCUAAAAGAAAACAAUCUCCUAAACAUGCCAUCGCCCAUACCAUAUCCCUCUUUAACAGAAGAGAAGCCCAUUGCCUCUACUUCCUGCAGCAGUCUGGAAUGCGCCAUGUCCUCCAAUGUAAAGAAAGCAGAAGAAACGGAAGUAGAAAAGAGGCCUCUGGUGAAGCAGGAGAGUUGGCAUCUGGAUAGAAGAAUCAUGGAAAAACUUCCACCUAGACUCUGCAAAGCAUUGCAGGAAGCCUGUAAAGAGAAAGGAGGACUCUACAGCCAGAUCACUGGUUUCCUUCCUGUGAGAGUGGCCUCUUAUAUGGCUCUGCCAUGUACUCUGCCGGUUGAAUCUGCAUAUUCUUUAGCUCUGAGGUUAGUAGAUUGGUUCCCUGAUAUCCCAGAUGAUGUUCGCUGGAUGCGCUCUGUAGUUGGCUCAGUGUAUCACCAAGCAAGGAAAAGAUUGCUCCCACCAAGACCGCCAGUUCGCAGCACCUUGAGAAAGUGCCUGAGCCUUCCAUCUCCACUCCUGCAGGCCUCUGCCUAUCUGUCUCCCAAUACCUACUCCUCCAUGGACCUGGAGGGCUGGGUGUUUGACUUCUCCUCCCCUUUGAGCUCAGAUGUUCUGAAUUCUGAUUUACACACAAGGAACCUUGCCCUCCCCUCGUUUGACCCUGAUGACUCCGGAGUAGAACUAUCCCUCUCUGGUGAUGACAUGGACUCCUGUUCUUCAGAAGUGAAUUUUCUGUAAAAUCUAGAACUGUGUAAUAAGUUUUUUUUUCUUUUGGUGCUCAAUUCUCAGGAUAUGUAAAAAAUGUCAUACUUGGUACUAUUUUUUACAGCAGCCCACAAGCUGCACAGCACUACUAAAUCACUUUUCUAGAACUGGCACUUGGAAAAUUUCAAAGAACGCCACACAAAUCAAUUUUACAAAAUAAAUUGAAUUGGGGAAAUUUAUACAGGUUAAUAUUUACUCUGGGAGCCGCACUGUAAGGUUCCUCCAUAAGGUUUGUCUCUAAAGUCUCACUUGAGUCUGAGAGUGGCAAGUAGGUGUGAUGUGGAUCUGAAGUGUUGCAUACGCAACUGCUCAUUGGUGGAUCCUUAUAGCGGCGUCCCAGAUAGAAGUAUAACUCUAAAUCUAUAUUGCCCUCGUAAUCCCCCUGCCCCCAAAUUUAUUUCUAAGAGUAUUUCUUGAGUCAUCUUCUGAUCCUCCUGUGAUGACAUUUUUUGACAAAGACUUCAACGUCUGCAACUACUACCACUUGGACAGGCCAUGGUCCUUUGCUAUGAGAUUUGGUGUCUAAAAAGAAUGCUUGAACUUGCUAUAUACUUUUAAGCCUUUCCAGUUCAAUGGAUGGGUUUUUCUUUUUCUGUAUGAGAUCAUUUCUAAUCACUUUUAUUUUUUUUAUGCACGUGGCACCAAGAUUUCAUAAAUGGUAUUCACUUUCUUGGGAUGAAAGCAGUACACUGGUUUAGCUCAGGGUCUUAUUUUGUAUGAAUCUAAUUUGUCACCUCUCACCAGAAGGGAUGCUAUAUGUAUAUAAGAAGUUUUAAUAACUUGGUGCUUUGAGAUUUUAAAUUAAGCCAACAAUGUAGCAGUUUGAUGCACAGAACAAAUGUUCACGGUGAGAUGACAAUGGUGCUUUUGCAGUGUUCUUGAAGGCCAACUGCUCCCAAACUCUAGCUUUAGUCUGCUUGCGAAUGAAAUUGUACGAUGACUCCUGUCCUGAAUCUCAGGUAUUUUCCCAACUAUUGCAGUUAAUACAAAAUCAAUGGACGGGUCACAUUCCGCUUAUAGCCAUUUCACAACCGAAUUCAGUCCAUAUAUCGACGAGCCCCAGUGCACCUCUUCCAGUCUUUUAGACCUAACUUGAUUCAGGGAGAAAUAAUGGAUGGUGCUGUCAACAAAUGGCAAAGUCACAAGUAUUGUGCCAGCCCACUGAUUUUUUGUUUGUUUUUUCCCUGCCAACCAAUGCAACAUUUCUGAGCCACUAGGGUCCCCUUCCUCAGGAAUUGGUGAGCAACAGUCGUGGAGACCUUGUGAGAAGGCAGGGAACAGAAUGCUAAGAAGAAUUCUCACCUCCUGGCUUCUGAGAGUUCUAAAAGUUGCAGAAUUCAAGCUGUCAGUGGCCAAAAUGGCGUCAUCGGUUCUGUCUGGAGUGUGUUUCCAAGUCCCCAGAGGUUUAAAGCGCAGGAUCAGCUUUCAUGCUCCAGCUGCUGCAAAGCGUUCUGUGAUGCUACCUAGUUCUGCAGAAAAGCUGAUUUUUUUCUUUUUUUUUUUUUUUUUCUGUCUGGGUAAUGCAGACUAGAUUAUUAUUUUUUAGGUGUUUACAUUUCUAAAAUUGCCAAACUAUUAUGGAACGUACUGUAGUUUUAACAAGGAAAGCAGUAGAGAAAUUGCAAAACUAGGCAUGAAAAAACAUGCGCAAAACUAAAGCUGUCGUCCCUAGCAGCUAAAUGAGUUGGAAAGAUAAAUCUGGUUGCUAUGAGCAGGUCUGUGUUUAUGUAUGUAUGUAUGUAUUCAAUCAAACCAUUUCCGACAGGGCCGCAAGAGGCCCUGAGCUACUACUAAAGGGCAAGGGAAUAUCCUAAAUAUUGCACCUUAUUCUCCCAAACUGCGCUGGAUACAGGAAAGGGAGAAGCAGAUUGUUGUGUAUAACUAGAUCUGUUCUGGGUCUGGCAGUUUCCACUGUGGCAGUGAACCAAUCUUUUAUAGGAAUUAAAAAAAAAAAAAA